Messenger RNA from Paramecium tetraurelia, 372 nucleotides. RefSeq lists its product as uncharacterized. The transcript has 3 exons. NCBI's taxonomy places the organism in Eukaryota, Ciliophora, Oligohymenophorea, Peniculida, Parameciidae. The record is from RefSeq and is a predicted model, not a curated record.
AUGGGUUGUGUUGCUUAGAAGAAAAAAGUGGAAAAGCAGAUAUAUAGAAUGGAAACCUAAAUAAAGAAGUUGGUUUAGUAGAAUGAAGAGAUGACAAAUCAAAUCAAUACUAUGCGAGAGUAGGAAUAAAUACUAUCACAACUUUGUGAGCAAAGAUCUGAAAGAUAGAGAAUAGAUUUGACUGCUUUGACAGAUGAAUUAAACAGUCGAUUUGAAAAGUUAAGAAAUGAUCUCAAAUAAAUUGAUAUUAUUUGCGAGGAACAGAAACAGGCAAAGUUAAAGGAGAUGUUGGAAUGGAAGAAUUUAUUUGAUAAAUUGGAUAAUGUAUCUAAGAAUAAUUUAUCUCAAAUAUCAGAGGAAGAUGAAUAUUGA